Molecule: messenger RNA, 566 nt
Organism: Gallus gallus (chicken)
Lineage: Eukaryota; Metazoa; Chordata; Aves; Galliformes; Phasianidae
Gene: GEMIN7
Product: gem nuclear organelle associated protein 7
Exons: 2
Coding region: 120-566 (148 amino acids)
Biological process (GO): spliceosomal snRNP assembly
Cellular component (GO): SMN-Sm protein complex
Source: RefSeq, a predicted model, not a curated record
GAAACGGUCAUUGAAAUAGUCAUUAAAAAGAAACGCGGUGAGGAGGGGUUCCAAAAACACCGGGAAGCGGAAGGUUGGAGAAGGGUGAUCGAUCACUGGCUAGAACGGCGCACAACCGAAUGGCGAAUGUGCGGGAAGCGAAUACGCCGCCUACGGGCCCCAUGGCCGUCCCUGUGAGUGUCCUCCGCCUCCCACGCGGCCCCGACGGCUCCGGCCGUGGCUUCGGCCCCUCAACCCAACGCCCCCGCCGUGACCCCCCCCCCGAAGUGACGGAGGCGACGAGAGCCAUUCAGAGAGCGAGGGCAGCCCUGCGCCGGCGCUUCCUCCUCUGCCUGGUGGCGGCUCGGGGACAAAGGGUGACGUUUGUCCUCUGUCAACGCGUCCGGGUCAACGCCGUGCUGGGGGCUGCGUGGGUCCCCGGUGGGACGGAGGGCGGUGGGAGCGAUGGAGGCGCGGCCGUGGCCUUCCAAGUGGACGCUCUGCAGACCCCCCUGGGGGUGCAGAAGGCCGCGUUGUUGAGGGGGGGGGACGUGGUGGCGUUCGGGUUCCAGGUGGGGGGGAAAUGA